Molecule: messenger RNA, 814 nt
Organism: Leptomonas pyrrhocoris
Lineage: Eukaryota; Euglenozoa; Kinetoplastea; Trypanosomatida; Trypanosomatidae
Exons: 1
Coding region: 92-814 (240 amino acids)
Source: RefSeq, a predicted model, not a curated record
GAAAGUGACGGCUUCUCUGAGUACGAUUCUUCUUUACUGGCGAGAGAGACCAAGAACGGUGUGGAACGAGGAAGGUAGUCCGCGACAUAAGAUGCAGCGACUCACAACCGCCGGCCCCUACGUCACGGCGGACAGGACGGUCAAGCAUCAUCAACUGCGCUGUGAAGCCGAGCUUUCGGGAACGCUUGAGUCCCUGGCGAAGGACGCCGCAAGUCAGUGGAGCUCGCUGCAGCGCGCCAAGGCGCAGUCUCAUCUGCAGGAGCAAUCCAAAGCUUUCUCCACCGAGCAGCAACAUUUUGAACGCCUUCUGGAAGCCCAGAGGGUGCGGUGUCAGCGCAGCGAAGCCGCGUUGGCGCGUUUCUCUGCAAAAGAGGCGGAAAAGCUGAAUGCUCCGUCGGGGGCGCGUGUCACCCCUCAAGGCAGCCUAACUGCAGCGACGAGGAGUCGCAGUGAAAACGUUGACCGCCGUGUUCGCAGAGAAGCGGACUGCCUCCUCACCCAGGAGGCGGCAGCACUGGAGAAGGACCAAUUCGGCAUAACGGUGCUACAGUGCGAGCUGGCAGCGGAGCAGCAGCGGGCCACCACGCAAGUGCGUCUUCUGGAGAGUGGCAUGGUGGCUGCGCAGCGACGGACGCAACAGCAAAUUCUCAAGAUGCGGCGCACCGGGGACGUGUCGCGCGCGACAGCCGAUGUGGCGCACCGCGGUGCGGCGCUGGAGGCGCGUGUGUACGGGGAUGCCUAUCGAGUUCCGUCGCUGUGCGAGUACUAUGGCCCGUUGCUCGAACAGCCGACGUCGGCGCCCCCUGCAGCGUAG